This is a messenger RNA of Clarias gariepinus (North African catfish), 1350 nucleotides long. Its product is annotated as vitelline membrane outer layer protein 1-like. NCBI's taxonomy places the organism in Eukaryota, Metazoa, Chordata, Actinopteri, Siluriformes, Clariidae. Bases 70 to 660 code for a protein of 196 amino acids. The transcript has 5 exons. The record is from RefSeq and is a predicted model, not a curated record.
UCAGUCACAAUUGUGUAGACAGUUUAUCUCUAAUAACUUAAAUAAUUUGAAUCUAGGUUCAUCAAAAGCAUGGAUUUUGUGUUUAAAAUCGUUUUCCUAUUGUUUUUUUUGCAGUUCAUAAGUGUUAGUAAUGGCAAGGUUGAGAGACCAUAUAGGAGCAAGAUUGCAGUUAGUAAUGGAGGGACAUUGGGCUCAUGGGGACCUCGAGAGAUGUGUCCCUUUGGAACCUAUGCUACAGGCUUUAGUCUCAAAGUUGAAGAAGAAUUAAAUGAUGAUAACACAGCCCUAAAUGGAAUUUCCCUUUACUGCAGUGGAUCACCAUUGAGUUCUCAGCCCGAGUCUACAGUCGAGUCUGAUGAAGGAAGCUGGGGGAAUUGGACAGAGGAAAUUUAUUGCGAUUAUGGAGUGUUAAUAGCAUUUCAGCUAUGUGUAGAAGGCUCUCAAGGAGAUGGUGAUGAUACCGCUGCUAACAAUAUAAGGUUCUUAUGCAGUUCAGGAGAAAGACUCACUGGCGAUGGCAUGUCCUGGGGAAAAUGGGGUAAAAGGAGUGCUACAUGUUUUAACUCAGCAAUUUGUGGAAUUCAAACAAGAGUCGAACCACCACAGAAUCCGGGAGACAACACCGCUCUUAAUGACGUUCGCUUUUUCUGCUGCACUUAAGGUACAUUUUAUUAAGGGAUAAAGGAUGAUGGCAUGGAGAUAAUACAGAGAAACUUCUUCCACAAUUCUUACUGCGCUUUAUCAUAUAAAGAACAUUUGCAUGUUAAUCUAUUACCUCUUUGGAUCUAAAACUUUAAAUGCAUAGAAAUAAUUAGGAGCUGCAAAAUUGAUUUCUGUCAUUUCAGUUACCAUUUAAAAAUAUGUAAUGCUUCAGUGUAAACUUAAUUUGUCAUCAUUUCAUUGACCUGUUUUUAAAACAGAGUGUGAUACCUGUCGAGCUGUCACUGAGAUUCUGUCAUCUCCCUCUAAAAAAAAAAAAACAGUCACCCCAAAAGAACUCAUUAAACAUAUUUAGAAAGGAAUAAAAAUAGGAAUCACCAGCACCAGUUCAUUUUUACUGAACCUUGGAUUGCGAGCAUAAUACAUUCAAGAAGCGUGCUCAUUUAUCCAAAAAAAACAAAAAAAAAACAAAAAAACAAAAGCGAAUUUCCUCCAUAAGAAAUAAUAAUCAGAUUAUUUGUUACAGUACCUAAAAAAUAAAUACAUAAAAAUAAUUUAUACAAAAUAUAAAGGAAAAAUAAAACAAAUUAACCUGCACUUUACCUUUGAAAAGUAAAAAUAAAUCCCGAAAGAUAAGUGUUUUUGUAAGUGCGUUUUUGUGUGUGUUUGUGUGUGUAUACGCUGUGUAUG